This is a messenger RNA of Porites evermanni, 420 nucleotides long. The record is from the annotation of a GenBank genome assembly. NCBI's taxonomy places the organism in Eukaryota, Metazoa, Cnidaria, Anthozoa, Scleractinia, Poritidae.
AUGGUAAUAGUCAUACCAAGCGAAGCUGCUUUUAACAAAUUUCGAAAAUUCAAUCCUACCCGUUUCCAUAAUUUUAAAUGGAAAAGAGAAGUGAAUUCGCCUUUUGUUGAAACAGUUUCUUGUUUCUCAGUCAAAGGGUUCAAGGCGUUCGGUUUAAAAAUAUUAUCCUACAUGUUGAACAGGCAUGGGCCUGCUUACACUUUGGAGCUCGAGUGGAAUGGAGGGGAGAUUUACAAAGGUUUGAAAACCAAAAUUGAUCUGUCUUUGGCAGUGAAGAUUAAUUCUCAUUCUUCAACAAUGGCAGUAGAUUUUGAAUCUGGAGCUUGUAAAGUCGUGAAAGUGGAUAUAGAAUGUAUAGACUUUCACCGUCGAAGUUUUUCAAAGAACAUAAAACUGGAGUUCCCGAGGAUUUUAGCAUAA